Messenger RNA from Porites evermanni, 5525 nucleotides. The record is from the annotation of a GenBank genome assembly. NCBI's taxonomy places the organism in Eukaryota, Metazoa, Cnidaria, Anthozoa, Scleractinia, Poritidae.
AAGGGUUACAAGGGGUGACAGGGGGUGACAAGGGGUUACAGGGGGUUACAAAGGAUUAUAGAAACCUUUUUCUAACUAGAACGUUCCCAGAUACUUUUUCUUGGUCUAUUUUGCAUAAAAAUCAAAGUUGAAGAAAUCUCCAAUUUUUGACCAAAACGAUGGACUAACCCCUUUGGAAAAAUUCUAAUUUUACGUUUUUCGUACACAGUUGUUUUUAUAGUCUUUAAAGGCUUCUUUUUUAUCUAGAACGUCAGCAAACACUUUUUCUCGAUCUAUUUUUGAUAAACACAAAAGAUGAAAAAACUUCAACUUUGUGACCAAAAUCAUGGACUAUCCCCUUUGCAAAAAUGCCAAUUUUGCCUUCUUUUGAAACCCGUGUUUAUAUUGUCUAGAAAGGCUUGUUUUCUAACGAGAACGUCACCAAAUACUUUUUCUGGGUGUAUUUUGCAUAAAACGAAACGUUCACAAAAUUUCAAAUUUUUGACCAAAACCAUGGACUAACCCCUUUGCAAAAAUGCCAAUUUUGUAGGUUUUUGAAACCGAUGUUUUUGUUGUUCAGAAAGGCUUGUUUGCUAGAUAAAACGUCGAAAAUCGUUUUUUCACCAUUUAUUUUCACGAUUUAUGACAUGGGAAUACAGGGGGUUACAAGGGGUUACAGGGGGUGACAAGGGGUUACAAGGGGUUACAGGGGGUUACAAGGGGUUACAAGGGGUUACAAAGGGUUACAAGGGGUGACAGGGGGUGACAAGGGGUUACAGGGGGUUACAAAGGAUUAUAGAAACCUUUUUCUAACUAGAACGUUCCCAGAUACUUUUUCUUGGUCUAUUUUGCAUAAAAAUCAAAGUUGAAGAAAUCUCCAAUUUUUGACCAAAACGAUGGACUAACCCCUUUGGAAAAAUUCUAAUUUUACGUUUUUCGUACACAGUUGAUUUUAUAGUCUUUAAAGGCUUCUUUUUUAUCUAGAACGUCAGCAAACACUUUUUCUCGAUCUAUUUUUGAUAAACACAAAAGAUGAAAAAACUUCAAAUUUUUGACCAAAAUCAUGGACUAUCCCCUUUGUAAAAAUACCAAUUUUGUCUUAUUUUUAAAUCCAUGUUUAUAUUGCCAAAAACUCUUGUUUUCUAACGAGAACGUAACCAAAUACUUUUUUUCGGUGUAUUUUGCAUAAAACGAAACGUUCACAAAAUUUCAAAUUUUUGACCAAAGCCAUGGACUAACUAACCCCUUUGCAAAAAGGCCAAUUUUGUGGGUUUUUGAAACCGAUGUUUUUGUUGUUCAGAAACUAACUUUUUCACAAAAAUCAUGGACUAUCCCUUUUGUAAAAAUGCCAAUUUUGCCUGCUUUUUAAAUCCAUGUUUUACUGUCUAAAAAGGCUUGUUUUCUAACGAGAACGUCACCAAAUACUUUUUCUGGGUGUAUUUUGCAUAAAACGAAACGUUCACAAAAUUUCAAAUUUUUGAACAAAACCAUGGACUAACCCCUUUGCAAAAAUGCCAAUUUUGUAGGUUUUUGAAACCGAUGUUUUUGUUGUUCAGAAAGACUUGUUCGCUAUAUGAGACGUCAAAACUCGUUUUUUCACGAUUUAUUUUCACAAUUUAUGACAUGGGAAUACCGGGGGUUACAAGGGGUUACAGGGGCUUACAAGGGGUUACAAGGGGUUACAGAAGGUUACAAGGGGUUACAAAGGGUUACAAGGGGUUACAAGGGGUUACAAAGGGUGACAGGGGGUGACAAGGGGUUACAGGGGGUUACAAAGGAUUAGAGAAACUUUUUUCUAACUAGAACGUUCCCAGAUACUUUUUCUUGGUCGAUUUUGCAUAAAAAUGAAAGUUGAAGAAAUGUCAAAUUUUUGACAAAAACCAUGGACUAAUUCGUUUGGAAAAAUUCUAAUUUUAGGUUUUUCGUACACAGUUGUUUUUAUAGUCUUUAAAAGCUUCCUUUUUAUUUAGAACGUCAGCAAACACUUUUUCUCGAUCUAUUUUUGAUAAACACAAAAGAUGAAAAAACUUCAAAUUUUUGACCAAAAGCAUGGACUAUCCCCUUUGUAAAAAUGCCAAUUUUUGUUUUAUUUUUAAAUCCAUGUUUAUAUUGCCAAAAAAUCUUGUUUUCUAAGAAAAACGUCACCAAAGACUUUUUCUCGGUGUAUUUUGCAUAAAACGAAACGUUCACAAAAUUUCAAAUUUUUGACCAAAACCAUGGACUAACCCCUUUGCAAAAAUGCCAAUUUUGUGGGUUUUUGAAGGCGAUGUUUUUGUUGUUCAGAAAGGCUUGUUUGCUAUAUAAAAUGUCGAAAAUCGUUUUUUCACGAUUUAUUUUCACGGUUUAUGACAUGGGAAUACAGGGGGUUACAAGGGGUUACAAGGGGUUACAGGGGGUUACAAGGGGUUACAAGGGGUUACAAAGGGUUACAAGGGGUUACAAGGGGUGACAGGGGGUGACAAGGGGUUACAGGGGGUUACAAAGGAUUGUAGAAACUUUUUUCUAACUAGAACGUUCCCAGAUACUUUUUCUUGGUCUACUUUGCAUAAAAAUCAAAGUUGAAGAAAUCUCAAAUUUUUGACCAAAACAAUGGACUAACCCUUUUGGAAAAAUUCUAAUUUUACGUUUUUCGUACACAGUUGUUUUUACUGUCUUUAAAGGCUUCUUUAUUAUCUACAACGUCAGCAAACACUUUUCCUCGAUCUAUUUUUGAUAAACAAAAAAGAUGAAGAAACUUUAACUUUUUGACGAAAAUCAUGGACUAUCCCCUUUGUAAAAAUGCCAAUUUUGCCUUCUUUUUAAAUCCAUGUUUAUAUUGUCUAAAAAGGCUUGUUUUCUAACGAGAACGUCACCAAAUACUUUUUCUGGGUGUAUUUUGCAUAAAACGAAACGUUCACAAAAUUUCAAAUUUUUGACCAAAACCAUGGACUAACCAACCCCUUUGCAAAAAUGCCAAUUUUGUGGGUUUUUGAAACCGAUGUUUUUGUUGUUCAGAAACUAACUUUUUCACAAAAAUCAUGGACUAUCCCUUUUGUAAAAAUGCCAAUUUUGCCUUCUUUUUAAAUCCAUGUUUAUAUUGUCUAGAAAGGCUUGUUUUCUAACGAAAACGUCACCAAAUACUUUUUCUGGGUGUAUUUUGCAUAAAACGAAAUGUUCACAAAAUUUCAAAUUUUUGAACAAAACCAUGGACUAACCCCUUUGCAAAAAUGCCAAUUUUGUAGGUUUUUGAAACCGAUGUUUUUGUUGUUUAGAAAGGCUUGUUUGCUAUAUAAAAAGUCGAAAAUCGUUUCUUCACGAUUAAAUUUUCACGAUUUAUGACAUGGGAAUACAGGGGGUUACAAGGGAUUACAGGGGGUUACAAGGGGUUAUAAGGGGUUACAAGGGGUUACAAGGGGUGACAGAGGGUGACAAGGGGUUAAAGGAAGUUAAAGGGGAUCAUAGAAACUUUUUUUUUUAACUAGAACGUUCCCAGAUACUUUUUCUUGGUCUGUUUUGCAUCAAUAUCAAAGUUGAAGAAAUCUCAAAUUUUUGACCAAAACGAUGGUCUAACCCCUUUGGAAAAAUUCUAAUUUUGCGUUUCUCGUAAACAGUUGUUUUUAUAGUCUUUAAAGGCUUCUUUUUUAUCUAGAACGUCAGCAAACAGUUUUUCUCGAUCUAUUUUUGAUAAACACAAAACAUAAAAAAACUUCAACUUUUUUACCAAAAUCAUGGACUAUCCCCUUUGGAAAAAUGCCAAUUUUGCCUUCUUUUUACAUCCAAGUUUAUAUUGUCUAGAAAGGCUUCUUUUCUACCGAAAACGUCACAAAAUACUUUUCUGGGUGUAUUUUGCAUAAAACGAAACGUUAACAAAAUUUCAAAUUUUUGACCAAAACCAUGGACUAACCCCUUUCGAAAAAAUGGCAAAGUUGUGGGUUUUUGAAACCGGUGUUUUUGUUGUUCAGAAAGGCUUGUUUGCUAUAUAAAACGUCGAAAAUCGUUUUUACUAGAUUUAUUUUCACGAUCUAUGACAUAGGAAAACAAGGGGUUACAACGGAUUACAUGGGGUUACAAGGGGUUACAUGGGGUACACAACGGGUUACAGGGGGUUACAGGGGGUUACAAGGGUUACAAGGGUUUACAGGGGGUUACAAGGGGUUACAAGGGGUGACAGGGGGUGACAAGGGGUUAAAGGAAGUAACAAAGGAUUAUAGAAACUUUUUUCUAACUAGAACGUUCCCAGAUACUUUUUCUUGCUCUGUUUUGCAUAAAAACCAAAAAUUAAGAAAUCUCAAAUUUUUGACCAAAACGAUGGACUAACCCCUUUGGAAAAAUUCUAAUUUUGCGUUUUUGGUAAACAGCUUUUUUUAUAGUCUUUUAUGGCUUCUUUUUUAUCUAGGACGUCAGCAAACAGUUUUUCUCGAUCUAUUUUUGACAAACACAAAAGAUGAAAAAACUUCAACUUUUUGACAAAAAUCAUGGACUAUCCCCGGUGCAAAAAUGCCAAUUUUGCCUUCUUUUCACAUCCAAGUUUAAAUUGUCUAGAAAGGCUUGUUUUCUAACAAAAACGUUACUAAAUACUUUUUUGGGUGUCUUUUCCAUAAAACGAAACGUUAACAAAAUUUCAAAUUUUUGACCAAAGCCAUGGAAUAACCCCUUUGGAAAAAAUGCCAAUUUUGUGGGUUUUUGAAACCGAUGUUUUCGUUGUUCAGAAAGGCUUCUUUGCUAUAUAAAACGUUGAAAAUCGUUUUUUCACGAUUUAUUUUCACGAUCUAUGACAUGGGAACACAGAGGGUUACAAGGGGUUACAUGGGGUUACAAAGGGUUACAGGGGGUUACAAGGGGUUACAUGGGGUUACAAAGGGUUACAGGGGGUUACAAGGGGGUACAAGGGGUUACAGGGGGUUACAAGGGGUUAGAAGGGGUUACAAGGGGUUAUAGAAACUUUUUUCUAACUAGAACGUUGCCAGAUACUUUUUCUUGGUCUAUUUUGCAUAAAAACAAAAGUUGAAGAAAUCUCAAAUUUUUGACCAAAACGAUGGACUAACCCGCUUGGAAAAAUUCUAAAUUUGCGUUUUUUGCAAACAGUUGUUUUUAUAGUCUUUAAAGGCUUCUUUUUUAUCUAGAACGUCAGCAAAAACUCUUUCUCGAUCUAUAUUUGAUAAACACAAAAGUUGAAAAAACUUCAACUUUUUUACCAAAAUUAUGGACUAUUCCCUUUGCAAAAAUGCCAAUUUUGCCUUCUUUUUAAAUCCAUGUUUAUAUUGUCUAGAAAGGCUUCGUUUCUAAGAAGAACGUCACCAAAUACUUUUUCUGGGUGUAUUUUGCAUAAAACGAAACGUUCACAAAAUUUCAAACUUUUGACCAAAACCAUGGACUAACCCCUUUGGAAAAAAUGCCAAUUUUGUGGGUUUUUGAAACCGAUGUUUUCGUUGUUCAGAAAGGCUUGUUUGCUAUAUAAAACGUCGAAAAUCGUUUCUUCACGAUUUAUUUUCACGAUCUAUGACAUGGGAGUACAGGGGGUUACCAGGGGUUACAGGGGGUUACAAGGGGUUACAGGCCCCUUGUAA